Frankliniella occidentalis (western flower thrips) is the source of this 1876-nucleotide messenger RNA. RefSeq names its product protein Wnt-11-like. The record is from RefSeq and is a predicted model, not a curated record. Gene Ontology annotation, molecular function: cytokine activity; frizzled binding. Gene Ontology annotation, biological process: neuron differentiation; cell fate commitment; canonical Wnt signaling pathway. Lineage: Eukaryota; Metazoa; Arthropoda; Insecta; Thysanoptera; Thripidae. Bases 391 to 1731 code for a protein of 446 amino acids. Gene Ontology annotation, cellular component: extracellular region. The transcript is spliced from 4 exons.
GCCCGGGCCGCGCGGAGCCGGCAGCCGGCGCAGAACGGAGCGGGGCCCCGGAGGAGCAGGACGGCCGCCGGACGACCGCUCAGUCUUAGUAGUGUUGUCGUAGUAGUUCCACCCCGCGACCAGGGCGCUCGGUCCGUGACCAGCCGCGGCGCCGACGGUGACCCGCGUCUGUGCGACGAGCAGCAGCCAGUGACCAGGACUCGCCGCAGCGGCAACCAGUGGAUUACGCGUGUGCAAGUGCAGCGAGGACCUCGGCGAGGACUCCCCCGCGGAGUAUGGGAUGCGGCGCCCCCGCCGGGACCCCGUCGUGAGGCGGCGGCGGUGGCGGCGACCCCGCGAACGCUGCGGGGCGGCAGCGGCUCGGAGGCGGACGCGUGACGGCCAACGAGGAUGCGGAUAGCGAUGUGGCCGACCGGGACCGGGCGGAGCAGGGCAGCCGCCGCAAGCUCCGCGUCGUGGAGGUGCUUCGCCCUGGCCGCGGCACUCCUCGUCGCGCAGGUGCUGCCGCCCGCCGGGGCCAUCGCUUGGCUGGUGCUGAGGCACGCCCCGCUCAGCGGCUGGAGCGGCUCGUCCUGCGCGGUGCGCGGCCGCUGGGGUCUGUCCGCGCGCCAGGCCGCGCUCUGCCGCGGCGCCCUGGACGCCAUGCCGCAGCUGGCGCGCGCCGCGCAGCUCACCGUCACCACCUGCAGGCAGCUGUUCGCCGACCGCCGCUGGAACUGCUCGUCGCUCGAGAACGCCCCCGCGCUCAGCCCCGACCUCUACACGGGCACCCGCGAGCAGGCCUACGUGUACGCGCUGAGCUCCGCGGCCGUGACCUACUCGCUGGCGCGGGCGUGCGCCCAGGGCGCGCUGCCGCACUGCUCGUGCGCGGGUCCGCCCCGGGACCCGCCCAACGGCAACUUCAAGUGGGGCGGCUGCGGCGACAAUGUCCGCUACGGCGCCGCCCUGGCCAGGCAGUUCGCCGACGCAGCCGAGCGCCGCGGCGGCAAGACGACGCAGCAGCGGCGGCGCCAGCAUCACGGCGGCGGCGAGCGGCGGCGGCACUGGGCGCUGCCGCCCACCCCCGCCGUCACCUCCAGCAAGCGCCGCAAGAGCGUCGACGGCGACGGCGAGCAGGAGCGUGCCGAGGAGCAAGGCCACCUGGACAGGGGCAGCGCGGGCGGGCGCCGCCGCCGCCUUGGCAGAGCGAGGGCGCACCUCGCCCUCGUCAACCUCCACAACAACCGCGCGGGGCGCAGGGCCGUGGAGUCGAGCGAGGUGACGCAGUGCAAGUGUCACGGCGUGUCGGGGUCGUGCAACAUCAAGACCUGCUGGCGCGCGCUGCCGCGCUUGGCCGACAUCGGCCUUCGUCUUCAACGCCGUUUCGCCGCCGCCGUCGAGGUGGUGUCCCGGCGCACCGUCCCCGCCGGCGUGGGGCGUCGCCUGGUGCCUGCCCAGGCGCCCGCGCCUGCGCCCGCCGUGCGGACCUACUCGCAGGACGACCUCAUCUUCCUCGCCAAGAGCCCCGACUACUGCCUGCCCGACCCGCGCACCGGCAGCCACGGCACCCACGGCAGGGCCUGCAACGCCAGCUCGACCGGCUUCGACGGCUGCGACAACAUGUGCUGCGGGCGCGGGUACAGGACGGUGGCCGUCGAGAACGUGGAGCGGUGCCAGUGCAAGUACUACUGGUGCUGUUAUGUAAAAUGCAACACAUGUAAAUCCUGGGUGGAUGUGCAUGAAUGCCUGUAGUUGAGACAAAUUGCAGAACAGGCUUCAGUAAGACAAGUUAGAUAUGAUGUACAGUGACAUGUAAAUUGACUUUGUAAAUAUAUAUUGGAUAUACAUUAAUAUAUUAUAUCACAGAUAAAAUAAAUUGAUAUCUAUUUAUCCUAAA